UCUUUUACAAAUCACACAAACUCCAUUGUCGUCACUUCGAGUUCGAAGCUUCUUCUUCUUCUUCAUCUUCCUCCGUGUGAGUGUCUUUUUCUUAAGGACAUCACUUUGUCAGCUGAUUCUCAAGAUGCUACCAACUGAGUCAAAGAAGGCCUUAUCUUUCAAGCGAUACAUCGAAGAUGGAGACUUGGUCAUCGUUUACGAGAGACACGACGUGAUGAAGCCGGUUAAAGUAACCAAAGACGGCGUGCUUCAGAACCGUUUCGGAUUUUACAGACACUCUGAUUGGAUCGGGAAGCCGUUAGGGACGAAAGUGUUGAGCAACAAGGGCAAAUUUGUCUACCUGCUUGCUCCCACUCCCGAGCUGUGGACGCUGGUGUUGAGCCACAGGACUCAGAUUCUUUACAUUGCGGAUAUCAGCUUUGUGGUGAUGUAUCUAGAAGUCGUGCCCGGGUGUGUUGUUCUCGAGUCUGGGACAGGAAGUGGUUCGCUUUCCACUUCGCUUGCUCGUGCUGUGGCUCCGACGGGUCAUGUGUAUUCUUUUGAUUUCCACGAGCAACGAGCUGUCUGUGCAAGGGAGGACUUUGAGAAGACGGGUAUAAGUAGUUUAGUAACCGUGGAGGUUAGAGAUAUUCAAGGACAAGGCUUCCCUGAGAAACUAUCUGGUUUGGCUGAUUCGGUGUUUCUAGACCUUCCUCAGCCUUGGCUCGCUGUUCCUUCUGCAGCAAAGAUGUUAAAGGAGGAUGGAGUUCUCUGCUCUUUCUCGCCUUGCAUUGAGCAAGUACAACGCACUUGUGAAGUCCUCAGAUCAGAUUUCAUUGAGAUAAGAACGUUCGAGGUGCUUCUCAGAACAUACGAAGUGAAGGAAAUGAAAGUGGAGACUGGCGCUAUGAUUGGUGAGAGCCACGACGAGGAGGCCAAUGGAGGACAGAGACCAAGCAAGAGAAAGCACAUUUCAAACGACGACAAGCACAUUUCAAACGACGACGGCUACGCUGUUUCACAGGACAACUCUUCUAGUCCAACUUCGGUCGUUAUGGCGAGGCCAUGUAGCGAGGCAAGAGGUCACACCGGCUACUUAACUUUCGCAAGACUCCAGUGCCUAUCUUAAGUACUUCAUGUUUUUGUCAUAUGAUGUUACUAACACUUGUUGUGAUUUUUCUUGUUGUAAUGCAAAUUUUGAACCAGAAAUCUACUUCAUAAGCUUUCUAGUUUUUAAAAACGUGUUUGAAUUAA
This is a messenger RNA of Brassica oleracea var. oleracea, 1233 nucleotides long. RefSeq names its product tRNA (adenine(58)-N(1))-methyltransferase catalytic subunit TRMT61A. The record is from RefSeq and is a predicted model, not a curated record. Bases 125 to 1108 code for a protein of 327 amino acids. Gene Ontology annotation, biological process: tRNA methylation. Lineage: Eukaryota; Viridiplantae; Streptophyta; Magnoliopsida; Brassicales; Brassicaceae. Gene Ontology annotation, cellular component: nucleus; tRNA (m1A) methyltransferase complex. The transcript has 4 exons.